Messenger RNA from Mollisia scopiformis, 1083 nucleotides. RefSeq lists its product as uncharacterized. Gene Ontology annotation, molecular function: 8-oxo-dGDP phosphatase activity. Bases 1 to 957 code for a protein of 318 amino acids. The transcript is spliced from 3 exons. Lineage: Eukaryota; Fungi; Ascomycota; Leotiomycetes; Helotiales; Mollisiaceae. The record is from RefSeq and is a predicted model, not a curated record.
AUGAUUCCAGAGCUGAGCUCUGGUUUUCGGUCGAUCGUGGCUUUCCCACUUCCACAAAAAGACCUCCAAGCCUAUAUCGAGAAAGUAAACAGCUACUACCACUUCAAAGUAGCCUCGCACCACUCAACCCUCGGCUUCGUACUCCCCUUCGUCGCCGAAGUCUUCGCCCGCUACCCAGGCUGGGAACUAAACUCCAACUCUACUCCUCGAACUCUCACACUCAACGCUGGCAACACCGAGCUCUCGCGCUCUGCCCUCGUUGCUUCAACCUUAGCAGAUAUCUGCGCUCAAAAACACUUCGCCGUCAUCUCCAAAUGGCGCAACGAGCUGAAACCCGCCUACGGUCCUACAGGAGAAGUGCUGUUCUCCAUGGAGCGCGCAGCCGUCACGCUGCUUGGAAUCGUGUCGUAUGGUAUCCAUAUGAUUGCUUACACGCGCUGCGCCGAGACCGACGAGCCCAAGCUCUGGAUCUCCAAGCGCUCGAAGACCGUGGCUGUUUAUCCUGGUUUGCUAGACAACUGCUCCCUCGUCCGCGAAGCGCACGAAGAGGCUUCCCUCCCCGCCGACCUGGUUCGCGCAAAUGCCAAAGCAUGCGGCACGCUCUCGUACCUCCAUAGCCGCAACGCCCGCGCAGGCGGUGAGAUCGGAUUGCUCCAACCCGACGUGCAUUUUCUUUUUGAGUGUGAGCUGCCAGCAGACGUGGAGCCGAAGCCAUUUGAUGACGAGGUGGAGUGGUACCAGUUGUGGGAUAUUGAGCAGAUCAAGGAGGGGCUGAGGAUGGCGAAGUUUAAGCCGAGUUUUGCGCUGGUGAUGCUUGAUUUUUUUGUGAGGCAUGGGGUGUUGAAUGAGGGCAAUGAGAAAGAUUUUGUGGAGAUUUGUGCGAGAUUACAUAGGACUUUGGAGUUUAGCGUGGGAGGUGUUACGUUCGCGCAGAGGGAUAGCGAGGCGAAGAUCUGAUCGAGAAGGUUGCAAGUUGAAGUUAUCUUGACGAUGGAAGGUUGCGUAGGUAUAUGAAUAUUCGUUUCCUCAGAAAAUUGUACGAACAUACGUUUGCUAUUUUUUUCAAUUUUUUUUUUCUUGCAG